GAUUGAUUGUCGUAAUUCCUGCACAUACCUAAGCACUGCACACCCUGUUACUGUCAGGUUACUGCAGACUUCAAAACAUGCUCUCCACCCAAUGGCAAGUUCAAUCGCGCUGUGCCUGUGUUGUGUUUUUUUUUUAUUUCAUUCAGACACGAUAGAACAGUAUCGAUCACCAGAUCUUAUUGAGCUAUAUUUACUGCGUAGACUUCAAACGAUGACCUGAUAAAUGUAAAAGAAAAUGAAAGACAAGAGUAGUUUAAUACAUACUUCACGGACUAAUAGAACUGUGCUGUAAGUUUUCCAAGUCAGAGGAUUAAAAUUUGUAAAUAAUUGAAAGCUGCACUAGGAAACAAAAACAAAUGUAGAAAAUACAGAAGUCUACAUCUGGAUGACACAGAAAUAGACUGGAUGUUAAAAUUAUGUUUAACCAAAUUCCUUCCAAUCUAUCCAUGACACAUUACGUUGUUGGACAAUUAAUACAUUCUAUAUUUCAAAGAAUGAUCAGAAGACCAUAAACUCAGAAACCACUUUCUUUGAAAUAAUCUCAUACGGUUAAAAAAUCUUAAACAUUUAACAAAUGUCGUCAGGAAUAUCCAGCACUUCGACUUCAGCUCCGUCAGAUGACAAAAAUAACGCAGCAGUUAUCGCUGGCAGUGUAGUUGCAGCAGUUGUCGUCAUUGUAAUCCUUGUAGUCGUCCUGGUUUUUCUUCUGCUGAAGAGACAAAAGCGAAAAAGACUUGAGCAAAAAGAAAUAUACGCCCAAAGAUUACAAGAGUACAAUAACGUCUCGUUUGUACCUGAUACUCCAGAGUUUGCCGGUACCCACCCAGAAAUUUUAAUAAAACGCUCUGUCGCUGACUCACCUAAAAACUAUGAAAGUCCCAAUAAUGGAACAUUCGCUAGUCAUCCAGUGACCACCUUGGACACGGACAAUUCUAAACAAACAGUCCAAGGGCAAAAUGUUUCGCCAUCUGCUGAGCCUAAAAGGAUGGUCAAACUCUCCAGCAAAAGAGCGGGUUUACAGAACGGCAACCUUUACGCUGUGGUCAGUAUCUACUCUGGCACUGACCACAGCAAUGAUAUAACUCAAACCGAGCAUUCUCAUUCCUCGGGAAACUCUUUGGAGAACAAAUCUCCGUUUUCUGAUUCUGGUUCAGCUUAUAAAGACAUUUCCAAUGAAAACAGUACAACGACACAAGCUAAACCUAUUGAAGGAUCUCAGGACACUGAUAAUACGAAGACCAAUAUAUACUUUGAAUUAGAGACGAUACAGGAUGAUCUAGAGGAUUAAAUGAGUAAAAGUGAUACUAAUAUUUAAAA
Molecule: messenger RNA, 1317 nt
Organism: Biomphalaria glabrata
Lineage: Eukaryota; Metazoa; Mollusca; Gastropoda; Planorbidae
Exons: 2
Coding region: 575-1288 (237 amino acids)
Source: RefSeq, a predicted model, not a curated record